Messenger RNA from Rhagoletis pomonella (apple maggot), 345 nucleotides. RefSeq lists its product as uncharacterized. Gene Ontology annotation, biological process: tRNA splicing, via endonucleolytic cleavage and ligation. The record is from RefSeq and is a predicted model, not a curated record. NCBI's taxonomy places the organism in Eukaryota, Metazoa, Arthropoda, Insecta, Diptera, Tephritidae. Gene Ontology annotation, molecular function: nucleic acid binding.
AUGACUUUUGUCGACACGCUGCGAGAAUUUCAUGCUUUAUGCUGCGAUGAUGACAUAAAGCGUGCUCUGGACGUUCGAGUAUUUUUGGACUUGGAACGCGAUAAACGUGUUACAAAAUUGUCGAAAUAUUACGAUUCGGAUUUGAAUUUGGUAUAUUUGCAAGGCGAAGGUGUCAAUGCAGUUAACACUUUUGUUCGUGUUUUGUCCAGCCAACCACUAAAUUUCGUUGAAGUAGAAAGUAUUCAAAAGAAAUAAAGCGCUGCGAUUACUGUUGCUAUUUGCGGCACAUCAACGAACAUUCUUUACUACGAAGUAACGUCAGGCAGGGUCGACAAAAAAUUAUGA